Molecule: messenger RNA, 1402 nt
Organism: Cottoperca gobio
Lineage: Eukaryota; Metazoa; Chordata; Actinopteri; Perciformes; Bovichtidae
Product: olfactory receptor 4D9
Exons: 2
Coding region: 108-1166 (352 amino acids)
Biological process (GO): G protein-coupled receptor signaling pathway
Cellular component (GO): membrane
Molecular function (GO): trace-amine receptor activity
Source: RefSeq, a predicted model, not a curated record
UGAUGGAGGAGAUCCAGCGGGGACAUGCUGCCUCGCGCACAUUCUGCGUCUUAAAGGGAAUUUAAAGCUCAAAGUCAGGGAGUGAAUGUGGAAAAGCAGUUCAUCCAAUGAUUGACGCCGACACUCCGACCAUGUUGGACCGAACUGAGCCGGCACACUGCACCGUGUGCUGCUGUGCUCUCACCAACAAAAUCCUCAUGGUGCUCUUCAUGGUGCUGUUGGUCUUCGCCAUCUUGUUUGGGAACUUAGUGACUCUCGCUGUGGUUCUCGGGACUAAACACUUCCACACGCCGCAGGGAUACCUGAAGGCGUCCCUCGCCGUGGCCGAUCUGGCGGUGGGAAUGUUCGUGGUGCCGCUCUCCAUCUACGCUGAGGUCUACCUGAUGGCAACCGACUCGGCACCGGAGUGGACUUCUUACAACUCGCAGUCGGUGAGUUUCCACCCGUGCAACGUUAUCGGCCCCAUCUUCGCCGGGUGCACCUUGGUCUCCAUCACGACCAUUUUCCUGCUGACGAUCGAGAGGAGCAUCGCUGUGUUGAAGCCGCUGCACAAGGACUCUGUGAUCACGCGGAAAAGGACCACAAUCCUCAUCGUCCUGUCCUGGGUGGGGAGCUUCUUCUUGGCAGUGUCUCCGAUGCUUUUCAGCAGCGAGAUGGCUCUGGAGUACAACUCCUGCAGCCGGAUGUGUAAUUAUGCGCUGGGGACCAUCGGUGAGUUCCCGAGCCAGGCCUGGAACAUCCUCCUCCUCUUCCCCGCGUUUGACUUCACCCUCCUCGGGGGAACGGUGGUCAUUAACAUCAUCUCGAUGUCCAGCAUCCGGCAGCACUCGAGGCGCAGGAAACACCUGGCGGAGAGCGAGUGCCAGAGCACCACCAAACCUACUUUCUCUGACAUCAAAGCGGCCAGAACAAUAGGGACGCUGACUGUGGCGUUCACCGCCUCGUUCACCCCCAUCGCCGUCUUCGUGGUUGGGAACGUUUUGGGGAAUAAAUGGUGCAACUUUUCCUUUUUCGCCUUCUGGAUUUUGGCCUCCAACAGUUGCUGGAAUGUCAUAAUUUACAGUGUGAGAGAUCAGAAGUUCAGACUUUGUGCGCACAAGCUCCUCUCCAGAGAGAAAACACAACCAAAGGCUAAACAAAUGAACACAUCAGGGAACAAAGACUAACGUUGAGGAAUGCAUCUUUUAGAUUUUGUUUGUCACACAAACUCUCAGUUCAUCGCACAUUGUGAGUCUCGUUAAGAGACGUGUCUGCAUGUUUUGUGGAUGUUGUGAAAUAUGUUUCUUUCAUGGAUCAGAUCACAUGGAUAUUAAACGUCCCUCUUUGUGGGGAAGUGUCCGGCUGUGGAUUGUUUGUUUCACCCGACUGUGAUCAAUUAAAAUAAGAUUCAAACACAAUCGGA